AUGGUUCAGCCAAGAGCUUCUCUCGCACCACCAAUCUCCUCCUUCCUACCCAACGACAUCUUCUACGACUCUGCGAGUGAUGACAGUGACAGUGACGUGGAAGAGUUAUUUGAUGCCGGGGACUUGGUUACAGUCGAAGAAGAUCUUCUGCUCGUGAAGCUUCGCUGUUUUCAUCCCAAACUCGACGUAUCAGGUCUCUCAUCUGCAUUCCAGCGAGAGUUUAAUAUCCAGAGAGACCCCCAAGAGCUUGAAGCACGACUAGAAAAACUGCAGACUCCAGAAUUCCGAGCCUUGUUUAUAUUAUACCUGAAAUCUUUGACUAUUUCAAAAGAAUCGUCCAAUUCGGGAUGUGGUAUUCUACCCGAGUAUCAGUCACUACUGGAAAGCACACGCAGCUUAUGCGAGACCCAACUCUUCCAAAUGAUGUACGAUCUGGACAAGUACCAACACAAAGCUUCCGAGAAGCUGGUAGUCGAGGUGUCAGGUAGAAAUUUUCCUAAAUACACCCGCACAGUUUCUAAAACGGAACUUCGUCGCUGCUGCAAGGCGGUCGACGAUUUAUUCCGUCGCCAAGUGGAGGGGGAAACGACGGCUCCAAACCAGGCUUUCACUCUGUAUGCCGCCCAGACUCUGAACGAAAAACUACUGAUCACAGACACUGUACCUCGUUACGACUCCUGCGCUGUGUUUAACCACUUUGAACAGACAAUUUUUGAUCGGCUUGUUCUGUUUGCUAAGGACCCUACAGUUGUCGAGCGCUUGGCACUACAGAGACAGCAACAAGUGGAAGCGAACCGCAUCAAACAGCAACUCUCUCUUCAACUGCGAGCCAUCUUUGAGACGCUGCGAGUGAAACAAGCCGAGAAACUCGAGCUAAUGCAGGUGCACGAAUUCGAGACGAUAAAAACGCAAUUGGAGAAGAAUCUCGAGGCCGAUCUUCAACAUAUUCGUCAAAUGCAUGCAGCACUUCUCAGCCACGAGCGAGCCAAAAUUCACGCGAGAUACGAAGAGCAAAAGUCGGUUUUAAACGAGAAAGUCAAGUGUAUGCAGCGCGAUGUGAUGGCGCUGCAAAAGAAAUGUGACAGUAGCAGCUGGCACGGGCUUGAGCGUAUGAUCAUGAAUACUUCACUGCAGGUGGAGAGGAUCUUCGGGUCUAGCGAAUAUCUGCUUCGGCUACUCAUUCUAGCGGAAGAUAUCGAGGCGGAUUCAUUGCGUCGUGCACUAGUGAAGUACAUCAGUGAGCAAGACAAACUCCCGCAGUUUGUGCUUCGACGAGAACUUACCAGUAAGAUGGUCGCAGAGACGACAGUGCUAGCGAUCCUCAAAGAGUCGACGACUAAAGAUCUACUUGAGGUGGCGAGCUACGGCGCGAGUUUUCUCCACCAUGAUCUGGUAUCUCGUGAACUUCAUACUAGAAAAAUUGAGUUCGGGAGGUUCUUGGCUGGUCUCACUAACGAUCGGCUUCGAGCUGCGAGAAGAUACACUGAAGACGCGGUGAUACUUGACGAAGAGUUCGAUCGCUUCGCUUCUGCGCUGGAAGAUUUUCCUGAGAUUCUGUCGCAGGAAUUCACUCGAAGACGCGAGUUCUCAAGUGUGAAAAUGGACAGUACUGACAUUGAACAAUACGUGAGCUUCGCUGCUGAAGACUGCGUGUUGCAACUGGAGGCUUCACAUCGGUACUGCACGGUGCAUGCCACCAAGGAAAAAAGACAAGGAGAGUCUGGGAAAUGGAUGUUUGAGGUGACUAUCGAUGUUUUCGGUGGAGAUGGGGAAAAAGUUGACUCGAGCUCGAUGGUGCCGGGAAUUUCGCCUAGUGACGACGGACGAAGUUUCGGAGUGACAUGGCAGUCGGACGGCGGUCUGGACAUGGGAAUGCUUCACGCUAAUGGCGUUUCUAAGUCAGGAGUGCCAAGCUUCCGAGCUGGAGACGUUAUCGGCUGUACUAUUGACCAGGACGUGGCUGUGCCUCAAUUGCGCUUUUAUCUCAAUGGAGACCUCACGUUACCACUGCGUCGAACACCAAACAAUGGCGGAGCUGUAGGAUCGCUGGCGUCUGAUACUUCCGGUAUUCCUAGCAGCUUCGGGAUUGCUGUGACGAAUCCAGCAUAUCGAUUGGCUCCUGUGGUUUCCAUGUACUCGUCGAGCAAGAAACCCCAAAUGCGAGUUACGUUUAACUUUCGAGGUGACUUCAAGUUCCCAAUUGUAGGUUUUGAUCCGUUUGGUGCUCUACUUUAA
This is a messenger RNA of Phytophthora infestans T30-4, 2235 nucleotides long. RefSeq lists its product as uncharacterized. The record is from RefSeq and is a predicted model, not a curated record. Bases 1 to 2235 code for a protein of 744 amino acids. The transcript is spliced from 3 exons. NCBI's taxonomy places the organism in Eukaryota, Oomycota, Peronosporomycetes, Peronosporales, Peronosporaceae.